Oncorhynchus nerka (sockeye salmon) is the source of this 3197-nucleotide messenger RNA. Its product is annotated as protein FAM149B1-like. The record is from RefSeq and is a predicted model, not a curated record. The transcript is spliced from 17 exons. Gene Ontology annotation, biological process: cilium assembly; protein localization to cilium. NCBI's taxonomy places the organism in Eukaryota, Metazoa, Chordata, Actinopteri, Salmoniformes, Salmonidae. Bases 483 to 2723 code for a protein of 746 amino acids.
UGAGGUAUAGUGAUAAGAAAGUUAGGUAUCCAUGACAGCCUUGUUAUUGUUGUCGUGAGGGAUGCUGUAGUUAAUGGCUAUAUUGAUUAUUUUACUGGCGCUGCCUGAAACAUAACCUAUAAUACCAUAAUACUUUUAGGCCGCGUUUUAUUUGAAGUAUUCCACUGCAUUGUAUAUUAAUAGGUCACUUCGUGCACAACUGCGCGGUUUGGUUCUCCCUCUGUUAGCUAACGUUAGCGAAUCUAGUAGCUAGAUUGCUAGCUAAUGUUAACGUUAGCAAGUUCGCUGCAAUUAAGUUCCACAUCAAAGACAACGAAGCUAGCUAGCUAGGUAACGUGCUAGGGUGUACAGGUGUUAUUGAACCGCGGGCGGCUGAAAAUGACAAACCUCUGCCAAAAGGGCAAGUGGGGCCAUGAAUCAGAGGGAAGCACGGUGAGAGAGGACACUCGGGGGGGCAUGAGGCGAUAAAAACGGAGAAAAGGAUGAUUUCGCGAUACACCAGGCGGCCGGUAACGCACAGUCUUGAGAUUCGUGGCUUAUCCCGAAGCCACCUUGACCAUCACCCUCUCCCAGAAGAGGUAGACGAUGACUUCCUCCCCCAGCACCUCCUCCAUGACCUUCAGGAAGCUGUCUCAACUUACAACAGCUCAGAGACGACGUCUGCAGCCUCUAACCGGUCAGACUCUCCAACGGUCACCACUGGAAACACAACGCGGGCCUGGUCUGGGAUCCACAGCUACACAGGGACAGGCAUCUCUACAGAGAGGAGCUCUGUCUUCUCCUGGGGCUAUGAUGAGUUUGACAAGGCGGCUUCGCGACAGGUGCAGCAAAUGUUUGAGGAGAUUGAUGAGGAGCUUUACGAGGGGCGGGGUGGGGCGCAUCUACUGGGGCUGCAAGAUGAGUGUCAUCAGUGGGCAUUCAGGUUCCCUCACUUACGGAUUCUGGGUAGUCAGCUGGUGUGUCCCAGUGACGAGGGCUUUCAGUGGUACGCAAUCUCAGGGAAGGGGACCGGGACACCCGCAGGCACCACUGCAGCUGGACAGAAGGACAGCAGUAGUAGCAAGCCCCAGGAUAAGGACAAGCCCGGCCCCAGCACAGAUCUGUGUGUGCAGGGGAGAAGGGCUGUGCUGUCCAGGCCCUGUGUGGCAGUUGACCACCCCCCUGAUACUCCCAGUGGAUCCAGAGGUCAUGACAGGCCCAAGGUGAUCGAGGCUGAAGGCCUGAUGGAGGAGUACCUGGCCUUUGACAGCAGGGACCUGGAUGAUGAGUGGGAGCAGGGGUGGGUGGGGGCUGGUCGGCGGAGGUACUGCCUGCCUCCUGUGUCUCCCUAUCGCUGUCGCAGACAGGCGGCCCUGGACUUGCUCUUUGACGACGUGUGGCGAGAGCUGGUUGGCUGGAUGGAGGAGCUGGUCCGCAGGCAUUGGGAGGGCUAUGUCUCAGAUGAUGAGAAGACUGCAGUGAACUUCAGCCCAUCACAGUCUGAUGCUGAGAAUCCUUUCCUGCUUCUGUCCACACAUCCCACCCUUCUCCCCAGGCUAGGCCAGAUCAGGGUGCCCCAGCUAACAGGCAGCCUGCAACCCCAGACCACAAAAUCAAGGGUCUCAAAGCACAAGUCCAGACGGAAAUCCAAAAAGCAGAAAAAGCCAUCCACUGUAUGUAACUCUCACCCAGAGCCAAAAUGGCGCCGAUCGACGCCAUCCACAGCGUCCAGUCGGGUACCAGUAGGGGCAGCGGUGACGCAUCACAACCUCAACGACCUCAUAGUGAUCCACGGCAUCCCCCUGCAGCAGAGGAACCUGGGCGUGAUGGAGAGAGCUCAGGAUCCUGAGGAGAGGGUGGUGGUGACCCAUCGGCCAGGGUCCAGUGUGAUUCCGUCCAGCAAGCCCCGUCCUCGCCGGGUGCUAGAGCAGAGCUCCUCCUCCCUGUCCCGUCCGCCCCAGUCGGCGCUACGCCGUAACCCCCCCCCACGCACCCUUCUGCCCUUGGUUCCCUGCCUGACACAGUUCAGUGCCGCCGGCUCCAUGGAGGAGGUCAUCCGUGGGACACGCCUACCCACAGCCAGUGACCGCCUGGCCUCGCCUCUGAUACCUCUGAGCAGGAACACACUCCUUCCCCCCAUCGGGACAGAAGAAGCUGAACCCACGCACUCUGGACAGCACUUCAGACCUACUCAGCGGCAUAGAGGCUUGUCCAGUCGUGCCCAUAGUGCUGUUACAGAUGAAGCUGGUUGUUUGCUUCCUCGGGAUCGGCUUCAUCAAUUGGACGUAUUCUCCCGUCCCAACACCACCCACACCUACAGGUCAGACACCCCUUACCGCCGCUCCUUCACGGUGCUGGACAACAUUGGACAGGGGCGUCCUGGCAGAGAAUCUUUGGGUACAGACUCUUUGGGCAUCGGAGUGAUGGGCAUCAGUCUGGGCAUCAGUCUGGGUAUCAGCAGUUCCUCCUUCCUGGACUCCUUCAUCCACCACCCUCUGGGCCACUCCCCCAUCAAGGAUGAGGAGGAGCCUGACACACAAGCCCCUCCCCCAGCUGUACUGGUGCCUGUGUCAGUCCCAGCACGCUCCUACAGCCGGGGGGGCUUCACAUCCCGCAGUAGCAGACCUGGGUUAGCCCUAUUUUUGUAUGUUGGAACUCUGCUUACCUGGCUGCCAAAGACAGUAACCCGUCUCAUUAAACCUAUCUGUAUGUAUGUUGGUAUGUAUAUUGUUUAUGUUCUCUGAUCUCUAUACUCUUAAAUUCUUCUAUGCAGGGAAUGAGUCGUUCUAUGAAAAUGGUGGCUUUUUGACCAGCCAAUAAAAAGUUUUUACAAAUUAGUCAAUAGUUAAUGCUGUAACAAUGUUAAUGAAAAUAAAUGACAGCAUAUUAUUUUUUGUAUAUUACAUUAAAAUGCUUGUGUUGCCUUUGUCACCGGUGUUCCCUAUAUUUUAAUGACAAUUAAGGCUUUCCAGAAUGUAAUUUGAGUAUUUACUUUACAUAUAUAAUCCAAGAUGAAAAAGGUUAAUGAUAAUAUAUAAAUUAUUUAAACAAAACAUAUUCUUCUAUAACACCAGUGACAAACCUUCAGACUGUUCUAAUAAAAACAGCAGGAACAUUAACCAGUGAAAAAAAUCUGCAGAAAAUAUAGAAUAUCUAAGAUGGUGGCCACAGUAGCUCAAACCACACUUCUUAAAUUGUGAAUAAAUGACUUAAUCAUG